Messenger RNA from Cadophora gregata, 3595 nucleotides. RefSeq lists its product as uncharacterized. Gene Ontology annotation, molecular function: aldehyde-lyase activity. Lineage: Eukaryota; Fungi; Ascomycota; Leotiomycetes; Helotiales; Ploettnerulaceae. The transcript has a single exon. The record is from RefSeq and is a predicted model, not a curated record. Gene Ontology annotation, biological process: carbohydrate metabolic process. Bases 999 to 3449 code for a protein of 816 amino acids.
CUGCGGCAUUACUUUCUGCAGGUACUGAAGUACGCGUGUACGAUAUCACGCCAUAAUUGUUGUCUACCACAUUCGAUUUUGCUCCAAGUUGAAGGACGAGUCCUGGCUUUUUGACUGUGUCGUACAAUCUCAUACGAUGUUUUCCCUGCGUCAUUGUCAGCCCAUUCAAAGUGCUGCUGCACGCCUGCAGCCAAACCCCGACAACGACAAUAACCCUUCCACGGGGUCCACUCCGGAGUCAGUCCGUCUGCAUCUAUCAUCGAGAUCACAAGAAACUCCACAUUCAGCUAUGCUUGUUGUCCCAUAGGGAGAGGCUGUUAUUGAUCUGCAAGGUGGCUGGGAUAGCAGGGACAGUAAUCAAAAUAGCCCUCCCGACCCAGUGGGCAUGGGGAACAUCAAUCCAAUCGCCCCAGAUACUUCUUUUCUGUAAGCAGCCAGCAUACAAAUCCCAGCGAUUUUGCAGUUCAAACGCAACAAUCAGCGCUUCGAAAUGAGGUUCGGCGCAUCAGUACCGUACCGGCCAGCGCCGUGUAUACGUUCGUGGCUCGUCGGUGAAUUGCUGCAUACCAUAUAUCACCCCAUGGAUUAUGGACCACGGGCCUAAACUUCGAUUUGACGCUGCAAGGCAGGCAGGCUCCGAGUAUGAAUUGGAAGAGAGUCGUCAAGAAUCAGACCACCUUUGGCCAACCUAUCAUGCUCUCAUACAGCUUACCCGUGCUGCCGCGUCGACCCCCCCAUGUGAUGGGCGAUGAAAAUGCGUGUCUGAUGUUACCCUCCAUGAAAUAAAUAACUUAUAAGGCUUGAGCAUUUCCACUCCCAAUUACUCCCAAUUGCUGCGCCAACUCAGCAUCAAUUCAGUACAAUAAUUCAGUCGAUCCUACUUUACUACCGAGGAUCCUUCCAACAAUACAACAAAAAGGUCAUCGAACCUCCACUCCGCGAUAUCAAGGACCUCGUGUGGAAGCGAUAUCAGGACAGCUAUACCAAUCGCCAACAUCAUGGCAUCUGCAGCAGAUGAAGUUAUCGUCAAGAGCAUUUCUCCUUACGGAAUUGCUCGCUCAACUGUAGAAGGAAAGCCCCUCUCAGCAGAGGAAAUCCGCAAAUAUGAUGCCUACUUCCGCGCCAGUAUGUAUCUUUGCUUAGGCAUGCUCUACCUCCGCGAAAAUGCUCUUCUCAAAGAGCCUCUGGAUAUCAAGCAUCUCAAGGCAAGAUUACUGGGUCAUUGGGGAUCUGACGCCGGUCAAUCGUUCACUUGGAUGCAUAUGAACCGUCUGAUCAAGAAGUACGACUUGGACGUUCUGUUCAUCUCGGGCCCAGGUCAUGGAGCUCCAGGUAUCCUCUCACAAUCCUAUAUGGAGGGUGUGUACUCGGAGGUCUACCCAGACAAGGCCGAGGAUGAGGAGGGAAUGCGAAAGUUCUUCAAGCAAUUCUCAUUUCCAGGUGGAAUUGGCUCGCAUGCGACCCCAGAGACACCAGGCAGUAUCCACGAAGGUGGUGAGCUCGGUUAUUCAAUCUCCCACGCAUUCGGCACUGUCUUUGACCACCCCAAUCUGAUCACACUCACAAUGGUUGGAGAUGGCGAAGCUGAGACUGGACCUCUUGCCACAAGUUGGCACAGCACCAAAUUCCUCAACCCAAUCUGCGACGGUGCCGUCCUCCCAGUCCUCCAUCUCAAUGGAUACAAGAUCAACAACCCAACUCUGCUCGCAAGAAUCAGCCACGAGGAGCUUACAGCGCUGUUCAUCGGUUAUGGCUGGAAGCCAUACUUUGUUGAGGGCAGCGACAUGGAGAGCAUGCACCAAGCAAUGGCUGCCACAAUCGAGAAGUGUGUUCUGGAGAUCCGCGAAUACCAGAAGCAAGCUCGGGAUUCAGGGAAGGCAUUCAGACCUCGCUGGCCCAUGAUUGUCCUCAGAAGUCCUAAGGGAUGGAGUGGACCGAGAAAGAUUGACGAGAAGUUACUCGAAGGCUUUUGGCGUUCGCAUCAAAUUCCUAUUCCCGAUGUCGCCUCAAAUCCAGCACAUCUCAAGGUCUUGGAGCAGUGGAUGAAGUCGUACAAGCCUGAGGAGACAUUCGAUUCGGCCGGGAAGCUGAUUCCAGAAUUGAAGGAGCUGGCACCAGUUGGAAAUGCACGUAUGAGCGCCAACCCUGUCGGCAACGGUGGUCUCUUGAAGAAGCCCCUCGACAUGCCAGAUUUCAAGAAGUAUGCCCUGAAGGAUAUCAACCCAGGUAUCUCGAAUCUUCCCAGCAUGUCGAAUAUGUCCAAGUUCCUUCGCGAUAUCGUCGCAAACAACAUGUCGAAUUUCCGUGUCAUGUCACCUGAUGAGUCAGAGUCUAACAAGCUUGGCGAGAUCUAUAAGGCAGGCAAGAAGGUCUGGAUGGGCGAGUACUUCGAGGAAGAUCAAGAUGGUGGAAACUUGGCUAUGGAAGGUCGCGUUAUGGAGAUGCUGAGUGAGCAUACCUGCGAAGGUUGGUUGGAAGGUUACAUUCUCUCUGGACGUCAUGGUCUCCUCAACAGCUAUGAGCCUUUCAUUCACAUCAUCGACUCCAUGGUCAACCAACAUUGUAAAUGGAUCGAGAAGUGCAACGAGAUCGAGUGGCGCGCGAAGAUUGCUUCCCUCAAUAUCCUUCUUACCGCUACCGUCUGGAGACAGGAUCACAAUGGUUUCACUCAUCAAGAUCCAGGAUUUCUCGAUGUAGUCGCCAACAAGAGUCCUGAGGUCGUCCGUAUAUAUCUCCCACCCGAUGGAAAUACCCUCUUGUCCGUCACAGAUCAUUGUCUCCGCAGCACUAACUACGUCAACGUUAUCGUCGCAGACAAGCAAGACCAUCUCCAAUUCCUCGACAUGGAUGAGGCAGUCGAGCACUGCACCAAGGGUCUCGGCAUCUGGGAUUGGGCCAGCAACGAUCAAGACGAAGACCCCGACGUCGUCAUGGCAUCCUGCGGCGACGUACCCACGCUCGAAUCUCUCGCGGCCACUGCACUCCUCCGAGAGUUCCUUCCUCAACUUAAGAUCCGAUUCGUCAAUGUCGUCGAUCUCUUCAAACUCAUCUCUGAGGUUGACCAUCCCCACGGACUGUCAGACGUAGAAUGGAAAGCCGUCUUCACCGAUGAUAGACCGAUCAUCUUCAACUUCCACUCCUACCCAUGGCUCAUCCACAGACUCACGUACAAGCGACCUGGCCAGCUCAACAUCCACGUCCGUGGGUACAAGGAGAAGGGCAAUAUCGAUACGCCACUGGAGCUAGCUAUCAGGAAUCAAACUGAUAGGUACAGUUUGGCAAUGGAUGCUAUUGAUCGCAUUCCGUCGCUACAUAACAAGGGUGCGGCUGUGCGUGAGAAGUUGAUUAAUCUCCAGAUUGCGGCUAAGACGUGGGCGUUCGAGCAUGGUAUUGACCCGGUCUACAUCACCAACUGGAGAUGGCCAUAUCCCAAGGAGUCAAAGGCAUAGGUGACUAGCUGGAAGGAUGAUAGAAUAUCGUCUUCUUGAUACUGGUCGUAGAUAUUCCACGUUUUGGCUUGUUUCCAUGAUCAUGUUAAUGAUGGCAACGGCUGGCGUCUUUCUCCUUACUCAUACAUAGUCUUUUUGAAAAUUCA